This is a messenger RNA of Lineus longissimus, 1630 nucleotides long. RefSeq lists its product as uncharacterized. The transcript is spliced from 7 exons. Bases 75 to 755 code for a protein of 226 amino acids. NCBI's taxonomy places the organism in Eukaryota, Metazoa, Nemertea, Pilidiophora, Heteronemertea, Lineidae. The record is from RefSeq and is a predicted model, not a curated record.
GUGAAGGUCGUUCAAAGAUACAGAUGGUCCUCUCAAACACGGCUUAGGUCGUGACACGCACAGAAACAGUGACCAUGAGGCCAAUACCUAUUUCAGUGGCCGUCUUGGCCGCAGGCCUACUCGUGGCAACAGUUGCCAACAGCAUAGAGGGAGCUUCAGUGCUCGGGAAGAUGUUACGAAUGAAAAGAGGCAUGCACGGCGUGGUCAGGUUGCCAUACCACGUUGAUGUCGACAAGAAGGCAAGAGCCGAAUGUCAUGCGAAGCACCUUAUCUAUAACUCCUCCACUCGCAAGUGCUGCGCCAGGUCGGAAUAUUACUAUGAAGGGACUGGGAAGUGUAUGAGCGUGUUGCCAAAAGGAAUGUGUCCGAAGGGCAAAAAAAUAGACUGGACCAGGGGGUUGUACCAUUCGCCUCUAUGCAUCAACGAUAACGACAAAGCGGCAAAACAAUUGGCAGAAAAGCCUGUGUUAAACGGGCAAGAGAAGAAAUACAUGAGAAAAAUACUGACUCCGAAAGGAAAGCCCGCCAAACAUCAGGUCGCCAAGACCAAGAAGCACCUGACCAAAGAUCAGAAGAAAAAACUUGACAUAAAGAAAGCGCAAAUGGCCGCGUUCAAAGCUAUGCAAAAGGCCAACAGAAAGAAGCAGAAAGCAAACAAGACGAAGACGGCAGGGGAAGAGGCAAACAAACAAGAAGAAGAAGGCAAACAAAAAGAAAAAGGCAAACAAAAAAAGAUGAAUGCCAAGAAAUCGUAGACACUUCAGCUACUGUGAAAGUAAGCAGGAGCCGUCGCGACUUGCCAGAUGGUAAAUGCACAGGCAUGACAGGGACCACCACACCGUGACAGCCGAUUUGUUUUUUCAGUGUUUGUUAGAAUCUGUCAAAAGAGAUGUGCCGACGGAAAAAAACAUUCAUUUCUAGGUAAUGGGUUUCAGUUGCCAUUCGUCUUAAUCUGUUUUCAAACCAGGUGGGACAUCUUCUUAAGGGGACACUGAUUUAUCUUUCAUCCCUAUCAUUAUUAGGUGCCAUUACUUGUCACCUUUUCGAUUUACAAAUCUUUGUCGAUAUGGACUCGAUCAGAUGAAACCUUUAAUUCCCUGCUGUGCGCUACGUUUAGUUGUCUUCAACUAAACGUAGCCUAAUACUAUUAGGCCCCACUUGGUGGCGCUAAAGCAGUCACUACCGGGGGCCUAAUUGACAACUUUCUUUUUGUUUUCCGCGACAGAAUUUUGUCGUGGCACGAUCUUCGGCUGGAAAUAAGUUUUAGUGUUUUAACGAUGCGAAAAAUUGCUAAUUGUUAGUUUUUCAUAUGAGUUGUGUGUGUUCAUCAUGAAUUACACAAAUUAGAUUGUUAGUAUGCACUAGCAGAUUUAAUUCAAUAAAAUAUUUCACGUUUGAAAAUCGACGACCAACUUCUGUAAGCACCCGAUAUGUGGCCAUUGGGUAACCACUAUUGGCCAAUUACGGCCCUCUCUGUAAUGUAAUGCAUGAGAGUGAUUGAGUCACUCUACUACAAAUCAGGAUUCAUGAAGCAUCUGACGCCAUAGAUUUUACUUUUACUAGAAUACAUUCGCAUGUAUGUAAAUUACUGAAUCUUAUUGCGCAAUGAAUAUCAAAAAGGUACAAGUUA